Molecule: messenger RNA, 531 nt
Organism: Aspergillus aculeatus ATCC 16872
Lineage: Eukaryota; Fungi; Ascomycota; Eurotiomycetes; Eurotiales; Aspergillaceae
Exons: 1
Coding region: 1-531 (176 amino acids)
Source: RefSeq, a predicted model, not a curated record
AUGGCCGCCCAAGGUCCCUCGGCUCUCCCUCCCACAACCAUUAUCUCAUCCCGACCGAUCUCCCAGUCGGCUGCCCACGACUUCCUCGCGGCGUACCUCGACCGUGCUGCGACGGAUCCCGCCCUCCAACCCAACGCCGGAAUCAGUGAACAUGGCCCCUUGUCGCGCACCACGGCCGCCGCCCCCAAUCUGAUGCUGCACAAUCUGAAGCGCGUGCAGGCCGGUUUGGCUGGCGAGGUCCUGGGUCGGGACCUGACCCUGGCGAAGCUCAUGGCCGGAGAGGACGGCGAUGCGCAGCAGCAGACCACCGAGGCGGAGCAGGGCGAAGAUUGGGAAGAUGCCCAGAAGUUUCAACAAGAAGGUGAGGCCCUGGAGGGCUCGCAGGAUCCGAUGGACGCAGAUGUCAACAUGGAGCAAGAUCAAGAGGGCACCGCAUCGGGGGCCAUCGACAAGGAAGAGAGGAAGCGCCUGAAGAAGGAGCGUAGAUUGGCAGAGAAACGGGCCAAGGCCAAGGCCGACACCGAUGCCUGA